ACAACAAAUAUUUGACACAACCGUUGGAUCAGUUCCGGUGAUCAUCACGUGAUCAACAGCACUGACCGAUGACUCGGACAAAGUCGACGCCCGUAGCGAAGAGGCCGGAGCCGAGCGGCGGCCACAGCGACGACAACCGCACCGGCGAUGAAGACAAUGACGACGAUAUCAGUCUCAUCGACGACAGCGACAUCGUUACCAUCGAUGACGGAUCCGAUUGCGAACUCAUACCAUCGCUGCCAUCGCUGAUGAGUAGUAGUAGUAGUAGUGGUCGUCGUUGUCGGCCGUCGGCGAAGAAGCGCCGAAAGAGCCGCAAAAGUGACCGCAAAUACGAUUUCGUUGUCCGACAAGAGUUUGAGCGCUUCCUGACGGACGCCAACUUCUUCCUCACCAUUCAUUAUCGACCGCGAACCAAUGAAGAGACUGUUGACGAGCCGAUGCCCUCCACCACAACCACAACCAUUACUGUUGUGGACACUGAAGACACCACUCACUGCCGUUUGGGUUCAUUCAGUAUUGAAGUGUUGCCCGAAGACAUCACAUCCGUUGGUGACAGUGACAGCACCGAUGGUGGUGUGUGUCUGCCAUUGGAAAUCGACUCAAUAAACCGCCAAUCGGUGUACGUAUACGUAGAGCACCAGCUGUUCCGGUCGUGUCUGUACUACGAGUGCACCGAUUCGAUGACCGGACGGCACGCGUCCGUCUCAUUCGUGUCGCACAACGCGGCCAAAGAGAUUGGCGCUGAUUUUGUCCACUCUUUGGGCGCCAAUCAGUUCCGGUUGACGAGCGAUCUGUCGCCCGACGCGUCCGGCCAGCGCUUCGUUGUCGAUGUGUGGCUCCAGAGGUCGGCUCUCCGGCACCUGUCCUAUCACUCGCAGGUAUUCAUGAAACCCAAUCACGAGGCGCUGCAUGUGAUGAACCAUUUCUACGAUUACCCCAAAGCCAUUGAUGUGAAUGACGGCAACAAAGAGAUAACUAAAGAGAGCGUUGAAGAGCUGUACGCGAGGAUUAAAGCCAAACACAACGAGACUAAGGAUCAGCUCCAGACGUAUAACGUUCAGCACCGGUUCCUCUAUCCAACACUUAGACCCUAUCAGUGCGAAGCCGUCCAAUGGAUGUUAAAUCGGGAACACAUUGAUACGAUUGGAUCGCAUCAGCACUUAUACGAAACUGUGGUCACAAUAGACGGCACAUGCCUUGAAUACAACCGAUAUAUGGGUUACUUUAUUUCGGGCAAAAGUGAGGCCCGAAAUUACAUUUACGGCGUCUCGCAGUCGGGAAUACUGGCCGAUGAGAUGGGUUUGGGAAAGACUAUAGAAGUGCUGUCAUGUAUACUAAGCAAUCCCAGGCCACAGGCUUCAGGUGACCCGUCGUCGACCGACACUUACCACGAAUACAACGCACCCGAACUCAUCGACUGGGACUCCAACGGACAGACAGAGGAGUGUUUUGCGUGCGUUUGCGGUCUUAUAUCCAACAUAAGGGCGUAUCGGCGCCGCAAACUUAUUAUCUUCGACACCAUCACUGAUGAGGGAACCGAUCACUUCCAGUGCGACGCUCACAAGAGAGAUGACUACAAGAGCGAUGAUAACGAUGGUAACAAUGAUGACAAUAGCGAUACAGAAGUGGACGAAGAGUUUACCGACGAAUGGAAGAACAACUUCUUGCUCGUAGAGGACAUCCGCCGAUACCGGCGGCGCUCAAAGAAGUUGGCGAAGAAGUUGGCCGAAAAAAUGCUGGUCCGGUGCCGCGGGUGCGGCUCAUAUCAACACGCGGUGUGCGUCAACUAUAAGGUGGAGACCCGUCGGCCGUACUAUUGCGGCCACUGUUGGGCGCGACCGACGAUGAAACGGGUGGACUCGAGGGCCACUCUGAUUGUCAGCCCGCGCUCUAUUAGCCAUCAAUGGCAGGACGAGAUCACCAAACAUGUCGACUGCACUGAUCUCAACGUUUAUGUCUACGAAGGCGUCAAGUCUGCGGAAGGUUAUGUCCAGCCGUUUGAUUUGGCCGACAACGACAUAGUGCUGACCACAUACGAGACGCUACGGUCGGAGAUUGAUUUUGUCGAUUUGCAUCACUCGAAUCGGUUCCGUAACCCGAAACGAUUCAACGCCACGCCAUCGCCGCUGCUGUCGAUCAAUUGGUGGCGCGUGUGUCUGGACGAGGCGCAGAUGGUGGAGUCGGCGUCGGCUAAGACAGCGCAAAUGGCCCACAGGCUCUGGGGUCAGCACCGGUGGGCCAUCACCGGCACACCCGUCCAGCGCUCUGUCGACGACCUCUACGGCCUGUUACUCUUUAUUGGCGAAGAGCCCUUCCAUGAGCGACACUAUUGGGACAAAAUGCUGUAUUACCCGUACGCUACCGGCAAUUAUCAGCCAAUGGUAGAGGCGUUGAGCAAAUGCUUUUGGCGCACAUCCAAACAGGAAGUGUGGGAUCAGUUGGGAAUACCGGCCCAGACGUCGACGAUUGCGAGAUUACAGUUCUCGCCGGUGGAGCAACACUUCUACUCCAGACAGCACUCGGAGUGUAAGCAAAAGUUUACCGAAAAAAUGGUCCGCUUUUCCGAUUUGGACGUAAAGCUCAAAGAGUUGGACAAAAAGACGGCCAAUAUUGUGAUGAAACCGAUGCUCAGUCUUCGACAGGCUUGCUGUCACCCGCAGGCGGUUCGGGGAAAGUUUGUGCCCAUCUCUAAGAAGACACUAACCAUGGAUGAGCUGCUGAAGGAUAUGAUCAAAAAUACCCAAUACGAGUGUGAAGAGGAACACAGGAAGAUUAUCUCUUCUGUCAACGGAAUGGCCGCCAUUCAUAUCAUUGAAAAAGACUACGAGAAGGCCAUCGAGUUCUAUAGGCGGGCAUUGAAUUCAAUUGAAUCAUACAAAGCCAAAGACCUGUUCCGUACGGACAAACUACAGCUGAUCCAUACGUUGCAU
Messenger RNA from Medioppia subpectinata, 2930 nucleotides. NCBI's taxonomy places the organism in Eukaryota, Metazoa, Arthropoda, Arachnida, Sarcoptiformes, Oppiidae. The record is from the annotation of a GenBank genome assembly.